Molecule: messenger RNA, 1041 nt
Organism: Sphenostylis stenocarpa
Lineage: Eukaryota; Viridiplantae; Streptophyta; Magnoliopsida; Fabales; Fabaceae
Source: the annotation of a GenBank genome assembly
AUGACGGAUCCUAAGUCCAAUUUGUUCCAUGAAUGGUUCAACUACAUGCUCCUCCACCCUCACUACUCUUCUUCAUCCUCUUCUCAAUCCUACCCUCUUGUCAAUUACUCAAACAACAGGUUUGGAAUUCAAUUACAAGGAGCCUCAUCUUCAUCUUCAUAUGCAGCUCCUCCUCCUCCUCCUCCUUCCUCCCCUCCUCUCAGAGAGGCCCUUCCUCUCAUCAACAAGAUAAGCCUAACAAGUGACCAGCUCCAACAAAAUGAAUCCUCACCGAAUGUUUUACUAGAGAAAGAAGGGAACAAGAAGGUGGAAAGCAACAAGCAUGAGAGUGGAGAAGAUGGUGUUGAAGAAAGUGUGACUGUUGCCCUACACAUAGGGCUUCCCAGAAUGGAUACUUCUUCUGAUCUGGGGUCAUCAAGGGUAGUCUCAACUUGUAUGGAAAUGGGUGAAAAAGAGGAAGUGAACAUAAUUUCUGAACACCCUUUGGAUAGAUUGAACAAGGGCCAGUAUUGGAUUCCCACCCCUUCUCAGAUUCUCAUUGGUCCUACACAGUUCCCAUGUCCUGUGUGCUCAAAAACUUUCAACAGAUACAAUAAUCUUCAGAUGCAUAUGUGGGGACAUGGAUCUCAAUACAGAAAGGGGCCUGAUUCUCUUAAAGGAACACAACCAACAGCUAUGCUAAGGCUUCCAUGCUUUUGUUGUGCACCAGGUUGCAAGCACAACAUUGACCAUCCAAGAGCAAGGCCACUCAAGGAUUUCAGAACUCUUCAAACACAUUACAAGAGAAAGCAUGGCAUAAAACCCUACAUGUGCAGAAAGUGUGGCAAAGCAUUUGCAGUAAAAGGUGACUGGAGAACUCACGAGAAGAACUGUGGCAAAAUAUGGUAUUGUUUAUGUGGGUCUGAUUUCAAACACAAAAGGUCCCUAAAAGACCAUAUCAAGGCCUUUGGCUAUGGCCAUGGUGCUUUUGGCAUUGAUUGCUUGCAAGAAGAAGAUGAAGCUGCUUCUGAAGUUGAACAUGAUGGGGAAAGUUCAAUAUGA